GUUGUAAGAAUGUCAAUACGAUUUGCCUCAAUGGCGAUGUUAGAAAGCCCGCCAGACGCGAGUUCGUCUUGUGUUCAUUAAUGUCACGAAUGCGCGCAAUCAUCGCAUGUAUAGUGUUCUUAUGUGUUUACCGCCACUCGUGUGCAGCUCCGAUUGAAUUCGAUGUGGCAGCAAGCGCGUCUGACCGCUUCCCGUGCAACAAGGGGUCUGCCGUUUCUCUGGUCCGCGCUUCUGCCGCAGAGGAUGGCCAUUCUCAUAACAGAGAACGUUUGUCAAAGAGGAGAUCGACGGCUAGCAGCGUCUCGAACAUCGACACGGAGUUCGAGCUGCCCCCUUGUACUGGGGAGCUGCGCGACCCUGUUCACGGGUGCUGGCUGCACGACUACGUUACCUGGCACAAGGCCAACCGCGGAAAGCCCGGAGCAAAGUACCUUAUCUGGAUCUGCUAUGGACCCGGUGGCCCCGGCGCCACACGUGCCCGUACCGCCAACGUGUACGGCGACAACUGCGCGGGUCUGGGCGACCGCAUGCGCGGAAUCCAAUACCUGACACGGGUGGCAGCGGGCGCCAAGCGUGUGCUGCUUGUGUAUCAGGAGUCGCCUGCACCCAUGGAGCGCUUCCUGCACCCCGCCCUCAUCGACUGGCGUCUGACGCCCGAACUCGGGCUCGACCCAGAGACGGACAUCGUGAAGAUGGGCAAGCAUUACCGCAUCUCGUCAACCGGAAGGAACAGGUUGCGAGACGACAUGAGCACGGGCGUGUUCCAGAACCUGACGGCGCGCGUGGUGACCGUGUCCACCAACCGGCCCGCCCACACGGAUGGUAGUGGCCUGAUCCCACGCAUGCCACACAACAGCUCGGUGGUGGGGCUGCUGGCGAGAGCGCUCUUCCGCUUGUCGCCAGAGGUGGAAAAGGCCACGGAUGACGCGCUGCUGGGUCUGGGCAUCCUGCCGGGACAGCGCUACGUGGCGGCGCACCUGCGCCUGGGCGGCCUGUCCGGCGAGCAGUUCCUGCUGGGCCGCUUCAGCCACGACCCGCCCGCGAUCCUGGCAGCGGCCUCAGCCUGUGCCGCCAACCUGACAGCCGCAUACGGCGUGCAACAUGACACGGCCGCCGCUGCCACGGCAGCAGCCACGGGGGCCACAGCAGGCACGACAGCAGCAGCAAGAGCUGUAGCAGAAACGGCGGCGGUGGGUGCAGGCCUGCCGCACGUCCUGGUCACGGACAAUCACGACCUGCGGCAGCAUGUGGCUGUAGGGGAGCUGCGGCCCUGGGUUACGCCGGACCUGCAGCCCGCCCACUUCAUGAUGUCGCGCCUGCCGCAGCCCACCGACCAGCCGCAGGAGCAGCCGGCGAGGCAGCGCCACGGCGAGCGUCAGCAGCAGGAGCGCAGCCUUGGAGAGAAUAAAUCACUGGACGAGGAUGCAGAGGGUGCGGAAGGGGGCAGCAUCCAGCACGGGGGGAGGAGACGUCUGACGGAUGGCAAGCACCGCCGGCAGCGGAAACCAGGUGGCGCUGGCGGGGCUGGCGGCGGCGGGGGUGCCGUGGAAGCGGGGUCAAGGGAGAGGUCAGCCGGCGGGGCGGUUGCACUGAAGAAACGGGGCGGGCUGGACGCGGCGGCGGCAGCUGCUGCUCUGGAGGAGGUGGCGAGGCUGCAGGUGCUGAACAUGGCUGACUUGGGCAUUCUGAUGCGUGCCGCGUGUGUUUUGAUCAGCCCCUCCGGCUUCAGCAUCCAGGCGCACCUGCUGUCGGGCCAGCGCUGCGCCAUGCGGCUGCGGGACUGCCCGGGAGCCACGUAGGUGAGCUGGUGAGGCGGGUGGUCCAAGGGGGCCACAGGUCAGAGGAGGGCAGCAAGAGGGCACGGAAGGACGGCCCCGGCCCUGACAGGGACUAGUGUCAAGGACGUCACAGUACUGGCUGCGAUGCCUCCAGGAACAGUUCCUAGGUAGGGUGCAGGGUGAAGAGGCAGUGGAUGCGCUCGACGCCAGGGUAGGUGCAAGCGUGUAUGUGGAGCUCGCGUCGGUAAGUUAGAUGCCCAGUAGUGCCCUGCCGCGAUGGUAGCUCGGGGAAGUGGUUGCGACCCUGAGAGCAAUGGCGCGAUCGCACAGUUUCACAGGUACGCACAAUGUCAUAGAUUACUUGUGCUCAAAACAUCUACCAAGUGUCAAGGGCGCACACAGGGAAAGGAGCGUAGCCGGGUCAGGAAACUGGCCCGCAUUCCGAUGAUUGUGAAUUAUGCAAUACCUCCUGAUGUUCACUUGUGGGAUACCUGGCAUAAGCAAUAGGCGUCCUGUUUAUGCAUUGGCCACACUAUCGCAAACUUCAUGAA
Molecule: messenger RNA, 2329 nt
Organism: Chlamydomonas reinhardtii
Lineage: Eukaryota; Viridiplantae; Chlorophyta; Chlorophyceae; Chlamydomonadales; Chlamydomonadaceae
Exons: 8
Coding region: 90-1799 (569 amino acids)
Source: RefSeq, a predicted model, not a curated record